UUAAUCAUUGGUAGAGUACCAAAGAUAAGACCAUAUUUUAAAACUCAGCAUCCAAAGUUUCUGCCUUUGUACUCCAUAGGGAAUUAUCCGAUCAAAUUUUGGUAAAUUUAGCUCCUUUUUUCCGAUGGAGUCAGAUAGCAUUGAUUGUAUGGCAUCUUCAGAUGUGAUUGAUGAUGAUGAAAUCCACCAUCACACUCAUCAUCAUCAUCAUCAGCAGCAGCAGCAGCAGUUGCAGCUUUCUCCAUUGUCGAAGACCCACGGCAACAAUGGGAACAGAAACAGUAACGUGUCAUCGGCGGUUAACCCAAGCACCACCAGUGUCCAUGAACUCCUUGAAUGCCCUGUUUGCACCAAUUCUAUGUACCCUCCGAUCCACCAGUGCCACAAUGGUCAUACUCUCUGUUCAACCUGUAAAACAAGGGUACACAAUCGAUGCCCCACUUGUAGACAGGAGCUUGGUGAUAUUAGAUGUCUAGCACUAGAGAAGGUGGCUGAAUCUCUUGAACUGCCUUGCAAAUUUACGUCUCUUGGAUGCCCAGAGAUCUUUCCCUACUAUAGUAAACUCAAACAUGAUGCCCUAUGCAACUUCAGGCCAUACAAUUGCCCAUAUGCUGGAUCAGAAUGUGCUGUUGUUGGUGAUAUCCCAUUCCUUGUUGCUCACCUAAAGGAUGACCACAAGGUGGACAUGCACAGUGGAUGCACCUUUAACCAUCGUUAUGUGAAGUCUAAUCCUCAGGAAGUAGAAAAUGCAACAUGGAUGCUCACUGUAUUUCAUUGUUUUGGCCAGUACUUCUGUUUGCAUUUUGAAGCCUUUCAGCUCGGGAUGGCCCCUGUUUAUAUGGCAUUCCUCCGUUUCAUGGGCGAUGAGAUCGAAGCCCGCAACUACAGUUAUAGCGUAGAAGUUGGGGGGAACGGCAGGAAACUCAUUUGGGAAGGCACCCCAAGAAGCAUAAGAGAUAGCCACCGAAAGGUUAGGGAUAGCCAUGACGGCCUUAUUAUACAGCGUAACAUGGCACUAUUCUUCUCUGGAGGGGACAGGAAGGAGUUGAAGCUGCGAGUAACGGGGCGGAUAUGGAUGGAACAACAAAAUCCCGAAGGUGGUGCCUGCAUACCCAACCUCUGUAGUUAAAAUGAUAUAGUUGGAUCGAUUGCUGCAUAUUCUUGUUAUAUUAAUCGCAGUUGAGGAUUCUUGAAUUCGAUAUGGAUAUUGAAGUCGUAAGCCUUCGCCAUCAUUAACAAUAAGUUGUAUAUACUCAGCAUUUUGCUGUAAAUGAUGCAUUGCCAUUAUAGGGUUUACCUUUGUAUCUCACUAUCUCUGUUGUAAUUCAUCAGCAGCGAUUUGAG
Messenger RNA from Hibiscus syriacus, 1344 nucleotides. RefSeq names its product E3 ubiquitin-protein ligase SINAT3-like. The transcript has 3 exons. NCBI's taxonomy places the organism in Eukaryota, Viridiplantae, Streptophyta, Magnoliopsida, Malvales, Malvaceae. The record is from RefSeq and is a predicted model, not a curated record. Gene Ontology annotation, molecular function: zinc ion binding; ubiquitin protein ligase activity; protein binding. Gene Ontology annotation, biological process: ubiquitin-dependent protein catabolic process; multicellular organism development. Gene Ontology annotation, cellular component: cytoplasm. The coding region runs from base 125 to 1129 and encodes 334 amino acids.